This is a messenger RNA of Trypanosoma conorhini, 909 nucleotides long. Its product is annotated as methyltransferase like 6. The record is from RefSeq and is a predicted model, not a curated record. The transcript has a single exon. The coding region runs from base 1 to 909 and encodes 302 amino acids. Lineage: Eukaryota; Euglenozoa; Kinetoplastea; Trypanosomatida; Trypanosomatidae.
AUGCCCGACGAUGGGAUGAAGAGUAGUGGGUCAAUGCGCAAGCGCCCACGGGACCCUCCGUUUGUUGCCGACUACCGCCCCUACACAGGGUGCCAACUGGCGCAUGCACUGAAGGGAAAAACGACACACAAAGGAAACUGGGAUAUUUAUUACCGCAACAAUACAGUGAAGGGCUACCGCAAUCGCCAUUACAUUAUACGUGAAUUUCACGAGCUCCGCGAGGCCCUUAAUCGCCUUAAAGAAGGGUCUUCCUCGCCAGCAGUAGAUCUUAUUUGGAUGGAGGUGGGUUGUGGCGUGGGCAACGCCAUCCUCCCGAUUCUUGAGGAGUAUGGUGACGUCAAUGGAUGGCGUCUUGUUGCGUUUGAUAUCUCCUCUGUUGCAAUUGAAUUACUGCAGAAGAAGCGAAACGCCCUCCCCGAGUGUUGCCGGGGGAAACUUGCCGUGCGUGUUCUGGAUCCAGUUGAGGAGGAUAUCCCCGUUGCGGGGGCCUCUUCUGGAUGCCCGCUUGGCCUUGCUGCGGGCUCAGUUGGUUUUGUGUCGAUGAUCUUUGUGUUGUGCUCCAUCCCGGUGGAGAAGCACCUACUUGUGCUGCGGCGUGUGGCACUCUGCAUGGCCGAGGGGAGCGUCUUUUUUUUUCGCGACUACUGCAUCGACGACCACGCAGAGAAACGGUUUGAUCCCCGGCGUCAGUUGGAGGAAAACACCUUCACUCGCAGCAACGGAACCCUGAGCCACUUCUUUUCCCUUGCGGAGGUGCGGCGUUUGUUUCAAGGGUCCGGGUUUGAGGCGCUGGAGCUUCUAGUCGUUGAGCGAGAGGUGGUUAACAGGAAGCAGGGAGCCACCAUGCGUCGAAAGUUCCUCCAAGGCCGCUUCCGCAAGUCGGGGAAGGGAGAAGAACAAAAGAGCUAG